Messenger RNA from Schistocerca gregaria, 4385 nucleotides. Its product is annotated as solute carrier family 35 member G1-like. The record is from RefSeq and is a predicted model, not a curated record. Lineage: Eukaryota; Metazoa; Arthropoda; Insecta; Orthoptera; Acrididae. Gene Ontology annotation, cellular component: membrane. The transcript is spliced from 7 exons. The coding region runs from base 100 to 1557 and encodes 485 amino acids.
AGAAGGCGCGCUGACCGCCGCACGUGACGCACCGUUUACUCUGUUCUGCACGCCGCGUCGACGCUGCUAUGUGCGCCCGCUGCUGCUAGAGAGACGAAGAUGCCGCCGUUUCCGGACAAAGGGCGCGCCGCCGCCCCCGCCGCCGCCAGGGCGGCGAGGGCGGCGGCGGCUGCGGCUGCCGCUGAGCAGGGAGAGGCCAGCUCGCCGCUGCUGCAGUCCACCUCCUGCAGAGCCGAGUACAGUUCGCUGUUCCCGCCGUGGAGCGCCGAGAUGCUGCCCACGGCACCUCCGCCACCGGCGCCGGGCCCUGCGGACGGGGCCGUCGACGCCGCGCGCCACGAGGUGGUGUCGCUGCUGGGCGGCGGCCUCGGCCACGAGCAGGUGAUCUCGGCCGUGGAGGUGUCCUCCCUGCACGCCAGCGGCGCCGACGCCGAGUCGCAGCCGCUGCUGCUGCGCGACCCGCCGCCCUCGUAUGCCGCCGCCCACGGCCUGCCGCUCGCCACGCUGGCGCCGCCCACCGGCCUGGCGGCCGCCGUGCCGCCCCUGGGACCGCCCGCGCCGCCCACCCCGACGAGGACACCGACGUCGCGCGUCAACGGCAACAAGUGGCAGCCCAUGCUGCCCGCUAAGGACCGCCCACAGAAGACGAACUGGUGCGGCAUCUUGCUGGCCUUCAUGUCCGGCGCGUGCUUCACGCUGAGCUCUGCGGCGGUGAAGGCGCUGCGCACCAUCGACCCCAUGGAGCUGCUGGUGAUCCGGUCGCUGCUGCAGGUGCUGGCGAUGCUGCCGCUGGUUAUCUGGGGCCGGGGACAGGGGCAGCUGCUGGGGCCGCCCGGCUACCGCCUGCUGCUGCAGCUGCAGGGAUUUGUUGGUGGAAUGACUCUUGUUCUGCUGUUCUUCUCCUUCCGGAGACUGCCUUUAGGAGAUGCAACAACAAUUAUCUUCAGCUCACCUGUUUUAGUCAUGGUACUGUCAUUCAUUUUUCUGAGGGAGCCAUGUGGAUUCUUCCGUACUUUCAUAGUUUUCCUGCUUGUUACUGGUGUUGUGCUGAUAGCAAAGCCACCAUUCAUUUUCAAGAGUGGGCCAGCUGUCUACGAUGUAAUAGGUUACACAUGUGCAAUUUUUGCAACUAUCUUUACAGCACUGAAUAUUGUUGUAAUGCGUAAAUGCAAAGAUGUUCACUUCUCAGUUGUGGUGCUGCAGUUAUCAAUAUGGUCACUUAUCAUGUCAGCAGGAACGUUGCUGACACUGGGGCACCGCCAUGACAUUGGUGUAUUAAUUCACAGGACAUGGUAUGAAUGGCUCUUGGCAGUGGCAGUGAGUGUUCUGGGACUCACUGGGCAAGUCCUUGUGGCAAAAGCCCUGAACUUGGAGGGUGCAGGAAAAGUAUCUGUUACCCGUUCUCUUGACAUUGUCUUGGCUUUUAUCCUCCAGGUUUUUGCCUUUGGUGAUUAUCCUGACUGGGAGAGCAUUCUGGGGGCUUUGAUGGUGCUAGUUUGUGUUGUUGGGAUAGGUCUGGAGGAACAUGUAUACUACAUUGCUGGCAUACUGCCAUAAUGAAGGCAAUGGCACUGCUUGUAUUUUGACAUUACUAUGUACUGCCAUCAAGACUGUCAAUGGAAUCAUGCAGAAAUACUUGCUCAUAUAUAUAUAUAUAUAUAUAUAUAUAUAUAUAUAUAUAUAUAUAUAUAUAUAUAUAUAUAUAUAUAUCCAAAGUAUUAAUGAGAAUAAGGCAGCCUCACCUGAAAUGACAACAUGUUUUAGGAAUUACAGAAAUAAAACUUGAAAUGAUUUUCAUAUAAAUAAACGAAUCAGCUCACGUUGUGUUGUAAUGAACAGCUCAUUGUAAUGGACAAAACUGUUAGCAUAAAUAAUUUUCUGCUAAUUUUGGCCAAGCAGAGACCACUAUAACUACCAAGCCAUUAAAGCGCACAUGCCUAAACAUCAUAGAAUUUAUAUACCACAAUAAUGAACAAUUAAAUUGAUGUUUUAGUUCUUUAGUUAUUAUCUUCUGUGGCUCACACAAAUUCAUACUAAAACUUUUUUUUUGUUAAUGAACAAUGUUCUCAAAAAUGGGCUUGUAAUAUACCAUACAAAGUUAUCGUAGCCAUACACAAGCAUGGUGUAUGCUGAAGUGAUAUAAAUGCAAUUCCACUGUUGAUGGUGUUAAGGAUGUUUCAGACAUUUUAGUAAUCAAUAAAAUGCUCUGUAACAUAUUGAAAUGCUCUGGUAGCUUGUAUUGGUGAGAAAAAUGCAAUUGAAUAAUAUUAAAAUGAUCUAGCAUCCUUUUUUCCCCUUGAGCCAUUGGAACAAUAAAAAUUGAGUUCAACUUAUUCAGAUCACAGAAUCUAUGAUAAGCUUGUUGAAAGUCAAAUCAAGAAAUUCCCUCAUCACAAUAAAUAAAUAAAAUAAAAGUUAUUUAUAAUUGCCAUUUUUCAUUCUAAGAAAGUUUUGUUUAUAUCAAUGACUACAAUACACAAUAAACAAUAUACAGAGGAAAUAUAAUGAUGCCAUGGUCUCAUAUUAUUAAAACAAUUGUUUAUUAUUGUUCAGCUCUUAAACUGUUGCCAUUAGUUUUACAGGUAAUAGGUAAUAGUAUUUUAGGUGUCCAUUUUUUAAACUUGAGAGCAGAUGAGUUGUAUGCCUUGCCCAUUUCGACCACUCUUUCUUUCAUUUAUGUAGUGCAGGAUAUGAAGCUUGAUUCUGAAUGAAAACAGUGUUAAUAGCUGUUUGUAAUCUGCAUGAGUAUAAACUGAAAGUCAAAGAGGCAGUAAGGACUGAGAAGGUAAAGAAUCACUGCCAUUAAAUGUCUUUCUUCUAAUGUACCUGAUAUCUGAACAAAGAACUGUGAAAUGUUUUUGAUAUGAUUAAAGUAUGGUAGAGAUAUUGGAACCACAUAUGACUCUAAAGUACUUUGAACAUACUGUCUCAAACAUUUUUGAUGUUUUACUCAAGCAGAUUUCAGUGCUGUGAAUUCUUUAACUGCUUAACUUCACAUUUAAUUGUGUAUGUAGCAGUUUUUUCAAGACAUUGACCCUAAACUACUUUCUUGAUAAUCAAACAUGGACAUAAGUAGUGAGUUUUAAAAUCAUACAUACCAAAAAUGACUACAAAAUAAAAAUAUGCUUCCAUUUAGGCUUGUAAAAGUAUCUAGCUUUGGGAAUGAUUGUAUAGCUUUUUUUCUUACAUGACACAAACAUCAACCUAGUGAUGAGGAACCCAGGAUGGCCAAUAAAUACCUACAUGAGUGUGAAUCACUGCUCACCAAGUAGAGAAGGCAUUGAGUGGCAGAAUGGCAAAUGCAAAAGAGAAAUUAAUAAAUGAACAUCUAAAGACUUUUUUACAUACACACAGAUCCUCCAUUACACACACGCGUGCGCACGCGCGUACACACACACACACACACACACACACACACACACACACACACACACACACACACACACAGCUCCUUCCAUCAGUCAUCCUUCUCGCAUUGCAUUCUGACUGAACCAGUAGAAUUCAUGGAUUGCGUAUGUGUCUUUGAGCUUUGUGUGCAUUUUUAAAGUUCAUAAUAACAAAUUUUGUAGUUCAGCAUUUAAUCAGCCUUUUCUGCUAAAUGCCUCCUCUAUUCAAUUAGUAGUCAUAUACCCUCAUGCAGAUGAUCAUUAAAAAUAUAUAUGCACUUUUGCAACAAUGUACUUUUUAUUGACAUCUAUCCAAGAACAUAAAGGCCAAGCCCUGAUAUUUUAUGGCCUCUUUCAUGUAUUUGUAAAUAAAUAAAAUCAAUUAGACAGAACCUCAACGGGUACAUCACAACAGAAUAGAUUAUACCCAUAUAAUAUUCCAUAGCCUGAUGCCAUAGAAAUGUUGCCAGCAAAAUAAGUUUAAUGCUUGAAAGCAUACAUAAUUUGUAAAUCUUUGCGUUUUGUACUUACAGUGUUUCUCUGACUGAUGGAUCAGAUUACAGAAUAGAUUAUACAUGUAAGUUUAUAAGCAGAUUUUAUAUUUAAGAAAAGAUUUUUAUUUUUCAAAUGUUUAUGUGUACUGAUAGAGCAGCAACAAGAAUAGACAGGAUUCCUCCAUAAGAAUUCUUGCAGCAUACUUGUAGCCUUUAAGAGAUUUGAAGUUUCAACAUAAAAAUAUUUUUAUUCAUAUGACUUACUCAUAAUGAAAGACCAGAAACUUAUGUUGAUCUGUAUAUGAAUAUUAAAAGAAAGAUGUUUACAGGAAGAUGGAUACUGAAAUUUAUAUGUAAAUGAUUUUCAUGUUCAAUGGAAAUAUUUUUUGAGGCACAACACAAAGUCUCUUAAAUUGUAAAACCUUAAUGUUUGUGGUUUUGUUCAAUAACUCUUCUGUAUGUGCAAGUAUAAGUUUAUAUAAUAAAGAAAAAAAAUAUGUUUUUA